Oikopleura dioica is the source of this 1041-nucleotide messenger RNA. The record is from the annotation of a GenBank genome assembly. NCBI's taxonomy places the organism in Eukaryota, Metazoa, Chordata, Appendicularia, Copelata, Oikopleuridae.
AUGUUCGCAACGAAAAGCACUGAAUUCAAAAUCCUCGGCGGCGGUCUUCGCCGUCCAGGCAAAGUUCUUCAACAAAGUUGGGAUAAAAAUUGGUAUCCCGUUUGCGACAACUUCGAAGAUGAAGAAAGCCGUAAUCUAUUCGGCGAUAUGGUUUGCCAACAAAUUGGUUUCGCAAAAGAACUCUCGAAGCCUGCCAGAGAGUUUGAAAAAGAUAGUUGUCCGCAAUGCUGGAGGGACUUCGACAUCGUUGGUAUUUCAUGUUCGAACGACGGGAAUGUAAAAUGCGAUUAUAAAUAUAGUCAUUUCUCCGGCUCCGGCACGUGCAUAAAGGGCAAGUCGGAUUUGUACAUUCAAUGCAAGAAGCCGCUAUCGCUAAAUGGUGAGUGGACGCCCUGGUCAGAAUGGACUUACUGCGACGAAACGGGCAGCGACUACUUCAAGCAACGAAGCAGAACUUGCUACGACGAUGGAAAACGCGCAAUAUGUCCAGAAGGAGAAAGCGACUUCGAAUUAAAACCAGACUGUCUCUGCGAAAAAGCAAACGAAAUCGCAGACUACAACAAAGAUUAUUACUCGGAUAGUAGUUCCUCUUCUUACGACUAUAGUUACGGGUCUCCUUCCGGCUCAAGCGAUAUAAAGGCUUCUUCUCCUGACGACAUGUCAUUGUACUCGUCCAGCUAUGACUACUACCGCCAUCAAUCUUCCGAAUCUCCGCCCUUCGUCGUCCGCAAGCCAGAUGCAGAUAUUUUCACUCAGAAAACGCCAAUCCUCGAGUCGGAUAGCGAUCCUCCUGUUGUCACAGUUGAGCUCUCUGACUCAGUCACAUUCCCUGCUUUCUCAGAUUCGAAGCCUGAGACAGCCGCUUUUGGCAGCCAGACUAUGAUAUUAAUCGGUGUUGCCGUGCUUGGCUGCUUGAUUCUUCUCGUGAUUGCUUUAGUCAAACGAAGAAAGACAUCUAACAACAGUGGAAACACACUCGACGACGAAAGAAAGGUGCCUGAAUCGAUUGGGCUUAUACAGCCCAAAACUGCUGCGCACUAA